Molecule: messenger RNA, 2420 nt
Organism: Microplitis mediator
Lineage: Eukaryota; Metazoa; Arthropoda; Insecta; Hymenoptera; Braconidae
Gene: MFS18
Product: solute carrier family 17 member 9
Exons: 8
Coding region: 261-1568 (435 amino acids)
Biological process (GO): transmembrane transport
Molecular function (GO): transmembrane transporter activity
Source: RefSeq, a predicted model, not a curated record
UUUAUUUAACAUUCAGCAAAACACUAAAAAUAAUCUAAAUGCGCAAGCGCCCAUAAUAUUAUUAUGAUCCGGUGAAAAAGCGUUCACUGGAUCGAAUGGUUUGAUGACAAGCUGCACAGUAAGUGUCAGUUUCGAACGUGUGCUAUCGCUCAGCAGAGCACAGGAAUGAGCGAUAAUAACAAUGGAUAUCUGGUAUUAUAUGGACACGUAGGAGUUUCCGCAUCGGAAAGUGACACUCGAAUGCUAGGCAACAAAAGCUAAUGGUCAGUCACGACCUACCAACGCAUCAGUUGGAGAUGCCGACUGUUGACUUCAACGAUGACAGUAAAAACUCUUUCUGGACGAGACAAGAAAGGAGGACAUGGUUCAUUUCAUUGUACUGCGGCACAUGUCUACUUUACGCGACGAGGACGUCGGUCCCACUGCUGAUGCCAGUGGUCAGCAAAGAAAAGCAAUGGAGCAAAGCCGACUCCGGAAUGAUUCUGUCCAGCUUCUUCUGGGGCUACACUCUGACUCAAGUAGCCAGCGGAUACAUAAGCGAUCGAAUUGGCGGGCAGAGAGUCAUGUGGAUCGCAGCUCUAGGAUGGUCAUUCACCACAUUCUUCAUGUCCGAUGUCAUCGAAAUGUUUUCGUCCAGCAUUCACUGUGUGCUGAUUAUCGCUAUCGCACGUGUGCUCAAUGGUGCUUUUCAAGGAAUGCAUUUUCCCAGUGUUAUAAGUUUGACCAGCCAGCAUUUAGAAGAGUAUGAGAGAGCUUCGUUCUUUGGGCUCCUUACUUCUGGGUCAGCACUUGGUACUUUACUUACAGUGACUCUAGGGUCUUAUUUAAUGAAAGCUUAUCAUUGGCAAAUAGUCUUUCAAGUGCUAGGCAGUCUAGGAUUUAUGUGGACAUUAUUUUUGUAUUACCAGAGUUUGAAAGUACCGAGAAAAAAAUUAAAGACGUCAAUUGACGAUUCUAUUCAUAGUAAUUUGCCCUGGAGGCAGCUGUGGUCUAAACCUCCUUUCUGGUCCUGUGUGUUUACGCACGCGUGUCAAAAUAAUUGUUUUUUUGUACUACUUUCUUGGAUGCCAACAUAUUUUCAUGAUACAUUUCCUGAUGUACAGAGCUGGAAAGUAAAUAUGAUACCUUGGCUGUCAUUAGUACCUUGCACAUUUAUCGCAAAAGUACUGUCAGAAAGACUGAUAAGAACCGGGUACUCUGUCACGGCAACGAGAAAAAUAAUCGAGACAAUUUGUUUGACUACUCAGAGCAUUAAUUUACUUAUCUUGUCUCGAGUAACGACAUUUCCAAGUGCGAUGAUCUGCUUAAUGCUGAUAAUUGGAGGCACUGGUUUUCAUAACACCGCGAUUGCUGUUAAUCCUUCAGAUCUUGCACCCAAACACUCCGGAAGUGUUUUUGGGAUAAUGAAUUCCAUUGGUGCAGUACCUGGUUUUCUAGGUGUUUAUUUAGCUGGUCAUAUUCUACAUAUGACACACAGUUGGGCAGCAGUAUUUAUCCUCACAUCAAUUAUUGACGCUCUUGGUUGCAUCGUGUACCUUGUAUUUGGUUCAGGACAACCGAUAAUAUAAAUAUAAAUACUUAAAGAAUAAAAUAUCAGUGACUAAAAUUAAAUAUUGAUCUUGUAAAUAUUUAAAUGAAUUUGUAGAUAAUUAUUAAAGUGAAUUUUAUUAUUUAAUUUAAUUAUUUACAAGCAUUUUAGACAUAUACGGCCCGUCUAAUUCGUAUCCAAUUUUUCGGUAAUAAUUACGCGUACCGACACCAGAAAUUACUGCUAUUUUAUGAGAGCCGUGUUCUUCUCUGGCGAUGCGCUCAGCUUCUUCCAUCAGCAGCAUUCCGAAACCCUGGUGCUGGAAUUUCGUUGGGUCCCGAGCGCUGACUGGGACUACGGAGCCGUAGACAUGAAGUUCCCGUACAAUAGAACAGUUGCCUUUGAGUUCCGGGCGAUAGGUAUCAGCUCCACACUUGCGCAAUCUCAGGAGACCGACGAGAAUGUCUUGAGUUGGAUCUUCAUACGACAAAAAUGUCUCCCAGCCAUUAUUGGCCGUGUAAUCCCGUCUUAUGAGCUCGACCUCGUAAGGCUGAACUUUGUUGUGAAUCUCCUGGAUCCCGACUUCUCGGGUUCUCACGUCACGGCAGUCUGUGCCGAAAUCUUUCAUACGAGCCAGGGCAAGCUCACGUAAAUUUCCAUGUUCAACUCCAGAGCUUACUAGCGGCAUGGGUAUGUCUCGCUGGACACGAUAUACUCUAGUCCAUGGUGGUAUCAGCGCUAAUAUCCUGGCAAUUAAAUCAAUCAACGUACUUGGCGGGUAACUUUUGUAACGACCAGUCUUCCAUAGCUCGUAGAGACCCGUGCCUCGGAUUACCAAUGUUGGAUAUAUUUUCAAACCAUCAGCACGAAAUGCUGGAUUCUCAAAAAAUUC